Molecule: messenger RNA, 919 nt
Organism: Sitodiplosis mosellana (orange wheat blossom midge)
Lineage: Eukaryota; Metazoa; Arthropoda; Insecta; Diptera; Cecidomyiidae
Exons: 3
Coding region: 478-852 (124 amino acids)
Source: RefSeq, a predicted model, not a curated record
CAUGCCUGUAUAAAAUUGAUGUUUAUCAUGUGCUACGCUCUCACAAAAAUCAAUUUUGCACAUUCGUAAAAUUUUUAUUUUUUUUUGUCUACUUUAUUAACAAAUAUAAAAAAAUUCAAUAAUACAUUGAACGAUCUGUGUCACAACUUUUCACACUUGUCUCGUAGCGCUAGAAGUGAGCUGUCAGACGCUUAGAUGCAGGACCUUCGCAACACACCGACAAUUGUUAUUGUUGGUGGUGGUGCCGGCACUGAUGGCUGGAUGAGAGGUUACCCCAACACAACAUCCGGCUCCUUGCUAAAACAUUUAGCCAAUCAUUCAUGGGUUCUGGCAGUAUAAACAACUGAAUCAGAGUAUCGAUCGUCAAAGUUGUGCUGCCGAUGCCUUGGCGUGUUGGAGGAGGGAACCAAAAAUGGCCGCAUCAAAUCAAAGUACCGCUAUCGAUUCUGUCGACAAUGCCAACCGAUUGCCGAUCGAAUGCCAACCAAUUCGACAUUUCGACCAGGUGCAAUAAAAUUUGGAGCUGGCAAUUCUACCACUACCACUAUACUGUCAAUCAAAUCGAAUUGCGAAUUGACCCAUAGUCCGCGACGGUGGACAGCCGAUGGCCAGCGCAUAAAAUAUCGUAGAUAUGUUAUUAGCAACGAUUGUCGCAGCCUCACAGUUGACAGAGACACCAAUGCUGGAUUCAAUAUGCUGCCCCAUUUUUUGCAUGAAGUGUUUGACGAACCAUUGCCCGACCCAUUCACCCAACCCUAUGCCGAACAAGCAGAACAAACCGAACAACGACGCCAGAUGAUCAAAACAAAAUUGGUAUUAGAACGGCAACAAAGGCGCAAGAAUCGCAUAUAAUUAACUAAAUAAUCCUACUCUUAAUAAUUCUACUCUUUGUCCAAAAAUACUACAUUCUAAUCUGAAA